This is a messenger RNA of Sinocyclocheilus anshuiensis, 1270 nucleotides long. RefSeq names its product protein eva-1 homolog B-like. The record is from RefSeq and is a predicted model, not a curated record. The coding region runs from base 422 to 913 and encodes 163 amino acids. Lineage: Eukaryota; Metazoa; Chordata; Actinopteri; Cypriniformes; Cyprinidae. The transcript is spliced from 4 exons.
UCUCCCUUCUGCGUGUGAGGACUCUGACAGCUUUUCCUGCUGCUUGUAGCGAACGGCUGAAAGGGAGUGAACACGCGGCUGCUUGUAAUACAGAGUCAAACUGAGGCAAACGCAUACACUGCUGAACAGUCAUUGGACAGGACUGUGAAGACUUUUCGUGGUUUUGGCUGUGUAGCAUAUUGAUGCAGACAGUUUUGGACUAAAGAAGUCUGAUGAAGUGUCUGAUGCUGUAGGAGAACAGCUUUGAGAUUUAUAUGUGUGUAUAGACGAAGACCCAAGAUAUUCUGAGGACACAAGGCCAUAACCAGAGUGAGAAGCUUGACCCAUCUAAAAAAAAAAAAACAGUGCACCAUGAAGAGAAACUGACUGCUUUAUAUGUUUUUUUUAUCCUCUGGGUUUGGAAACACAGGACAAAGCCAGGAUGAAUGUGAAAAGGAAGGAGAUGGAUUUCUUGAGCAACACUAUUGCUGCUUACGCUCACAUUAAAGCCAAUCCAGAGAGUUUCGGCCUUUACUUUGUCGUCGGCGUCUGUUUUGGCCUGGUGCUCACUCUCUGCCUCUUGGUCAUCCGGAUUUCCUGCAAGCCUCGGACCACUACGGCAUCCCCCACGCCAGAGAAAAAACAGCUGAAAGACUAUAGUGAGGAAGACGAAGAGAGCGAUGAUGAGGAGGAGGAAGAUGCAGGAGGCCUGGAGUCCUCUAUCCAGCACAGCACCACAGAGAUUGCCAUGAGCAACCACCUCAUCACGCCGGACGGGACUCUGAGCAGGAACGUGUUCACCUCAGCUGAGGAGCUGGAGCGGGCACAGCGAUUGGAGGAAAGGGAGAGGAUCAUCAGGGAAAUCUGGCGAAACGGACAGCCAGACAUUCUGGGAACAGGGACAGGCACUAUUGGAAGAGUGCACUACUACUAACACUCAUGAAUACAAACUCAAGCCAUUUCACUGGUUGAGUGCAGUACUUUGGAAGACUGUUAAUGGACAGUGUUUCCAUUUUUUUUUAUACGUUGGACUGAUGUUAUUGUAAUCCUACAGACCACGGGUACAGCUGUUCUGUAUGCAACAUUUGGUUGCUGUCAGUCUCCAUGUCAUGGUGCUUAUUAAAAAGUCAUCUUAAAGCACAAAUUUAGACUUUGAUGUCAGAGUUGAUGUUUAAAAAUGAUUUGUGAAUUGUACGUGAUUAUUAGAAGCUCACUGAAAGCAAAUGCACUUUUGCACCAUGCCAUUUAUUGUGUAUAGAUUUUUUUUCCUUGCUAUUUUUGUACUUUUUUU